GAUUCUGAACCUCUCUCUCUCGGUCGUUUGUUCUUUUGCUCUCUCUCUCCCAAAGCAGCCAAGCUCCCCAGCCAUGGUCACCUUCUUCUAAACCGCCAACACUAUCUUUCUUCUCCGCCAAGUUUCUUCUCCUCGCAGUUUCUUUCUUCCUUCUUCCAUAAUUUUCCCGAAGAAGCUUUCUUUAGCAUCUCUCUCUCAUUCGCGAAUCCUUCUCUCCCUGAGCUGAAACAAGAUCUCAUGGCGAAAACAGCUUCUACUCCUCCCGGAACUGGUUCCGAAGCUCCAAGAUCUGAUACACCUGGAGAUGCGUCUGGCAACAAGCUUCAACCUGAUGUCUCCGCCGCCGUCUCAGCAGCACCCGACAAUACUGCUUCCCAGAAACGCGGCCGUGGUCGACCUCCAAAGGCUAAAUCUGGCUCCACGCGAAACGGUGCCGUUUCUGCUAAAAAACCAGUUGGUCGUCCGAAAAGAAACGUAGCUCCUGUUCCCACUGCGUCUGUUGCGGCGGGUGUGAAGAGGCGUGGCAGGCCAAAGAGGUCGAACCCUCCCGCGUCUGUGGUUACUACUGCUACUGGAGAAGGUUCAAGAAAACGAGGGAGGCCGAAGAGAGAUGACGUGGCGGAUGCAACUGUUCCUGUGGCUCCGGCUAAGAAACGUGGACGGAAACCUAACGUCGAGGUAGCUGCUGCUGCAAAGCCUGUGCGCAAGACAAGGAAGAAGAGCAUUUCAGUGGCACCGGUAGCUGCAGGCAUCGGAGAUCUCAAGAGAAGAACCGCACUCUUACAAAAGAAAGUGAAAGAAGCUGCAGCCAAGUUGAAAGCAGCAGUUACAGCAAUUGACGAGGUUCAAGAGAUAGUGGCAAGGAUGUAAAAGCUCUGAUGAUUAGACUCAUUUGUUGGGAGAAAGAAAGACUGAUUGGUUGGUUGGUUGAUGUUUGAUGUUUCACAUUAGGAUUGUUUGUUUGUUUGUUUGUUUACGUGUUCGUUAAGGUUGAGAGGCAGAUUUUUAAACAGUAGAGAGUUGUUAAUGGUCUUUGUGUAGCUCUGAGAUGUAGGGGAAACUUUCCGAAUAGAUUUGCUACUACGUCUUUUGUCGUCAAGAAUUCUUUUAACAUUCUUUUUUUUUUCUGUUGAGGUUUAUAGAUUUGGAGUUUAAUUCUGACA
Messenger RNA from Capsella rubella, 1163 nucleotides. RefSeq names its product putative DNA-binding protein At1g48610. The record is from RefSeq and is a predicted model, not a curated record. The coding region runs from base 238 to 870 and encodes 210 amino acids. The transcript has 4 exons. NCBI's taxonomy places the organism in Eukaryota, Viridiplantae, Streptophyta, Magnoliopsida, Brassicales, Brassicaceae. Gene Ontology annotation, molecular function: DNA binding.